This is a messenger RNA of Hymenoscyphus albidus, 1257 nucleotides long. Lineage: Eukaryota; Fungi; Ascomycota; Leotiomycetes; Helotiales; Helotiaceae. The record is from the annotation of a GenBank genome assembly.
GUACUACCUCCUAGACACGCCAGAUCUCCCCCUCCUAAACAACUACACAGUUACAGCUACCGCUACGACUCUUUACCCCUCCAAGUAAAAUACAACAUGUCGCCCACAAUACCCAUCGGAUCUUCUUCCGAAUUUAGCAAGAUACUCAGCACUUCUUCUAUCGUGGUUACAGACUGUACUUACAAGCUCCUACAUUACAAAUCCUCCAUGAACCUCCAGCUAACUGAUUCACAUAGUUUACGCAGACUGGUGCGGACCCUGCAAAGCAAUUUCUCCGACCUUCGAGGGUCUCUCAUCCAAGUAUGCGAAGCCAAAUCGAAUCACAUUUACCAAAGUCAACGUCGAUAACCAACAAGCAAUCGCGCAACAAUAUGGCGUCCGAGCGUAUGUGUUACUGUGCCACCUCCCAACAUAGGUCCCCUCUGAUAGUAUGACAGCAUGCCAACUUUCCUGAUCUUCCGGUCCGGAUCCGUAAUUCAAACCAUUCAAGGCGCCGACCGCGCAGGUCUUACUACUGCGGUUGAGAAUGCUGUGAAGCUUGCUGGUCCGACGCAGCCAACCUUCUCCUCGGCAGGUCGCACACUCGGCGGAACACCAAGAGCCUCGCUCAACCGUCCUGUCAACUUCAAGAGCUAUCUUGACGCGGUGAUUAUGUUUUUUGGACUUUACUUUAUCAGCUUGUUCAGUUUGGAUGCGACUAGGGCUGCCGAGGAGAGCCCUUUUAAUGUUCAUAAUGAAGGGAAAGUCACGUUUGGGAACAGCAGUGGUGGGAAUGCGCCCGCAGCCAGACGAACCGGCGCUGCAACCCAAGCUGGGAAGAAGUUGGGUACAAUUGCUGACCUGGGGGGUGAUUAAGUAUUGAUUCGCAUUUUCUCAAAUUGGCGUUAGGCAUGGAAAGGUCUGUUUUUGUUGGUAGACCAACUAACUCUGGAAUGGGUGGAAAUUUAACACAUGAUUCGUUUCUACCUUUUAUCACUAUUCUGCACCUCUACCAUUACGUAUGAGAAGCCAGGUCAGGCACCUCAUGCGCUACCUUUUCGUUUUCUCUUCUAACAUUUUCUCACUUCGGUGGACCUCAAAUGUAUCUCUUCGAUGAUUUUCAAGUAACCUCUCCGUCCUGUUUUCAAUUUCAUUUCCAUGUAGAGCUUGCAGAGGUGGUCUUCGAAUUGGGGUUUUACAUCAUCAAAUAUCAGAAUCAAGUGAUACAUUUUGUAUUUGGCAUCAUCCCUGGUUCCUGCCAUUGGGGACCAGAUCUAG